This is a messenger RNA of Pseudogymnoascus verrucosus, 1935 nucleotides long. RefSeq lists its product as uncharacterized. Lineage: Eukaryota; Fungi; Ascomycota; Leotiomycetes; Thelebolales; Thelebolaceae. The record is from RefSeq and is a predicted model, not a curated record. The transcript has a single exon. The coding region runs from base 13 to 1734 and encodes 573 amino acids.
CUUUUCAACUCAAUGUCGCCUCCAAACUCAGAAACUGCGGAGUCCCCCAGCCAUAUCAGUCCUAUGCUUCGGCUUCCCCCUGAAAUUAUCAAGACAAUCGUCGAUCAGGUUCCCAACAGCACCAUAAAAAAUCUGCGCCUCACCUGCCGUUUUUACUUGGAAACAGUAGCUCUGCGGCUUGAUCGCGUUUUCAUCUCCGCGAACCCGCGCAAUGUGGAAGUAUUUACUGCCAUUGCCAACCACGACGCCUUUCGUGCCAAAAUCACCGAGAUUAUCUGGGACGACGCGCUCCUGUACGUCCGGCCUGUGCCGCGUAGCGCCGUAGAAGCGUACUACGGGUCGGACGAUGAUUAUCAAGACUAUGCGGAAGAAUCGGACGAUGAAUGUGAUAAGAAUGGGAUUAAUUGGAGGGGUAAUGUUCCUGGGUGGUUCCGUAAAGCUUGCCGAGACAACGUUUUCUUCCUAAAGGAGAAGCGCGAUAAAUAUUUGAACAGACCUGACCUUGUUGCAAGGGCACAACAGGCUUGCGAGCAAAUGCCUAUGGAAGAGGCAUGGGCGUACUACCAACAGCUAGUGCAACAGCAGCGCGAUAUCUUGGAUUCAAAUGCGCAUAUCAUUGCGUUAGAGAAGCAUAUCGGAUCGUUCCUGGCGCUACAGCGAAUUGUUAUUACGCCGGCAGCACAUGGAUGGAUUUACAACCCACUGUACGAAACUCCCAUGAUCCGCUCCUUCCCCCGUGGGUUCAACUACUAUAUUCCUCGCACCUGGCCCGUCCAUGACCGUUCUAUGCCCGAAUGCGACGACUGGAACGAAGAUGGUAGUGACUGGCAAGGCUUCCGCACCGUGACACGCGUUCUAGCAGAGGGUAGAGAUUUUGGCAGGGUGGUGGAUCUACGCAUCGACGUUCAUGAGCUGGAGAUGGGGCUAAACUCGCGGGUGUUUGAGAAGGAAAAUCGCACCCUGAGUGACUUCGAGGCUGUACUUGCGCGGCCAGACUUUGCACACUUGCAACUUGAUCUCAUGGUCGAUCCGCACUACACGCAGGCAGAUGUCUUCCGCAGUGGGCUCCUCAAACGUGCCCUAGCUCGUGCCUCGUGCGGACAGGGCUUGAAGUCCUUGAGCUUGAGAACGAACAUUGACAUGUAUACGACAAUUGAUGAGUGCGACUGGUAUGUCCCCCUCACUACGAUAUUCACACCAACUAGCUAUUCGAGGCUUCAGCACUUCGGCCUCGCCCGCUUCUACGUCGAGCAGGAUGAUCUCUUGGCGCUGCUAGCCUCCAUGCCAAAGACUCUACGGUCGGUUGAACUGAGCAUGCUCGAGUUCAUGGGCGAGAAGGACAGUUAUCGGACACUGCUAUGGGGGAUACGCGACACGCUAGGCUGGAAAGAACGAGAACCAAGGCCAACACUUGUCGUUAGUACCGACCUUUCGAAUCCCAAACCGGGACAAGCUUUAUGGCUCGAGCAUGAGUUGUAUAGUUUCUUGUAUGAGAAUGGAAGCAAUCCGUUUGGAAACGACCCGGCAACUAGAGGUCCAAGUGCUAUAAGAUUCGGGUUUGGCUGGGAGAAAGAUUGCUUUAAUCCUUAUCACAAGCGCCCACAUGUGGAUAAUUAUGAUUUAGCUGAUUUGGGCUAUAUUAAGGGUUCUCGGCCGCGGCCAGUCGCUCGGCCGACGCAAGACUUACCAGGUCCGGGUAAGUCGUAUUUCACCGACGCGCGAUAUUUAUUGUAACGAACCAAGGCUAUCUUUCCUUGAGCCAGACUAUGUAUAUAGAUAGCCCAGCUGAAAUCGGGAGUUACAAACUGUUGCAUAGACAUUUUGGUUCUACUCUAGUUAUAUUUUGUCCUCAAGGCCAGGAUAAAUAGACUCAUAUUUCAUAAUUGUCUUAGAAAACGGAGGAUUUUAGCACAACGAUAUUUACUAUAAUAUUCC